Colletes gigas is the source of this 3966-nucleotide messenger RNA. Its product is annotated as ribosome biogenesis protein BMS1 homolog. Gene Ontology annotation, cellular component: nucleus; 90S preribosome. The transcript has 2 exons. Bases 274 to 3957 code for a protein of 1227 amino acids. The record is from RefSeq and is a predicted model, not a curated record. Lineage: Eukaryota; Metazoa; Arthropoda; Insecta; Hymenoptera; Colletidae. Gene Ontology annotation, biological process: endonucleolytic cleavage of tricistronic rRNA transcript (SSU-rRNA, 5.8S rRNA, LSU-rRNA); maturation of SSU-rRNA from tricistronic rRNA transcript (SSU-rRNA, 5.8S rRNA, LSU-rRNA); ribosome biogenesis. Gene Ontology annotation, molecular function: GTPase activity; GTP binding; U3 snoRNA binding.
AUGUGACUGCGUUUGGUAUCGUGUAGCGUAAAUAACAAAAUGUGGAACGUUCGAAGUAGCACUUAUUUAACUUAUAAACUUAUUUGUGUUCCCUUCGUGUUCUCGGUUUAGUCUGUAUCGCAUAUUGUAACAAGAAACUGUCAGUGACAUACAUCACGAAUGUAUCAUAACCUCGAUGAGCGUGUAAAGUGGAGCAGUCGGUCCGAAGUAAAAGUUUCAUUAAUGUAACAUAUUCACGCGAAAGAACGGAAAGAUUUAAGAAAGAGAUUCAAAAUGGCAAACGAAACGGAGGACACGAUCACUCACAAGACUCACAGAGAACGUAACGCUGGUCGAAAAGCGGAGAAGAAGAAAGGCAAGAAGGAACACGUUCAAGAACUGACGGACAAACAGAAGAAUCCGAAAGCGUUUACGUUUCACUCCGCGGUGAAGGCAGAAAGACGAUUCAGACGGAAACAGGAUAUUGAAACCAAGAAACAACAUAUACCGCUUGUUGACAGGACUCCCCUAGAACCGCCACCUGUUUUAGUCGCAGUUGUCGGUCCCCCAAAAGUAGGAAAAUCCUUGGUAAUUCAAUGUCUCAUUAAAAACUACGUAAGACAACCACUGACCAACAUAGUUGGCCCCGUCACCAUCGUCUCCAGCAAAAAGAGGAGGGUUACGUUUAUGGAGUGCAACAACGACAUAAACAGUAUGAUAGACAUAGCAAAAGUAGCAGAUUUGGUGUUACUGCUGAUAGACGCGUCCUUCGGGUUCGAGAUGGAGAUCUUUGAAUUUUUAAACAUAUGUCAAGUACACGGUAUGCCCAGGAUCAUGGGCGUUCUGACGCACUUGGAUUUAAUAAAGAACGCGAAGCAGUUGAAGAGUACCAAGAAGACUCUGAAGCAUCGUUUCUGGACGGAAGUGUACGCCGGAGCGAAAUUAUUCUAUCUAUCCGGAUUGGUUCACGGAGAAUAUUUACGCACGGAGACUAAAAACCUAGGCAGGUUUAUAUCCGUGAUGAAGUUCAGGCCUUUGACUUGGCGCAGCAUGCAUCCUUACGUUCUUGCUGACAGAGUGGAAGAUUUAACGUCUGCGGAACUGAUUAGGCAAAAUCCAAAAGUUGACAGAACUGUAUGUUUAUACGGGUACGUAAGAGGAAUUCCAUUGAACAAAGAAACAUCCAUACAUAUUCCCGGAUGCGGAGACGUGAAGAUCAAAGACGUCAGUUUCCUGCCGGAUCCCUGCCCCUUGCCAGAGGCGUUAAAAAAGCGUGCAUUGGUAGAGAAGGAACGACUAAUUUAUGCACCAUUUUCUGGGGUCGGCGGAAUAGUUUACGACAAAGACGCCGUUUACGUCGAAUUGGGCGGCAGUCAUUCUUACAAGGAAGACGACACUGGUCUGGUUGGAGCUUUGAUGGACACUCAAGAAACGCUCGAUCAAAAAUUGCAGCACAGCGAGUUGCAGUUAUUUAGCGACGCUGCUCCGAUAAAGUCACAAGACGUGACUGAGAGUUUUGGUAAUUACGUGGGCGAGACGGUGAUCCAAGAUGGCAGAGUACGAAGAAAGGUGAUAUUCGACGAUCUAUCGGAUGGUAGCGAUCACGAAAAUGACGAGGAAUCCGAGGACGAAAACGAGCAGGAUACCAAGGAAACUGAUAAAAAAGAAAAAAAAGCUGAACGUAUGUUGGAGGAUGAAAAAGAGGGAUUAGAAGAAAGUGAGAUGCACGAUAGAAAGAGCAUAAAAAGGAAAAGUAAAAGCAGUCAAUUAGAAAAUGUCAAACGUCAAAAGAAAAGCAGUUCAGACUGCGAGGUUAGCGACGUCGAUAUGGUGGAAGAAAAGUCUUCGAAUUCGGGUAAUCUCAAUGCUUCAGAAACACCAAAUGCAGAGGUUUAUUAUUCCGUAAGCAAAGAGUCUGAUAUAUUGAUAAAGAACAAGAUAACAGAAGCGCUCGGUUUGCUAAAUUCCAGUUCGAGCAAAGUAAAUGAAAAAUCAAAUAGCGAGAGUGAAAGCUUCGACGAGCUCAGCGACGAAGAUUCGCGGGCUAAAUUGAAAAUGGACGACGCGGACGAGGAAACUAACUCGCCGCGUGAAUCUUCCGACGAGGAGGAAGAAGACAACGAGGAUACAGAGAAAGAUGAAUCCGAGGACGAGUUAAAAUGGAAGUCGAAUUUGGCCGACAGAGCCAGGGAUGCUUUCGAGGAUCGUCAGCGAAGUAACAAGAAUCUAAUGAAACUUGUAUACGGUGUAUUCGAUAGGAAUAACCUCGUGGAAGAGAAAGAUGAGAAACAGGAGGAAAACGACAACGAAAUAGGUGGGAUCUUCCGUAGGGUCCAAGAAAAAGAGAAGCAAAAGAUCAGAGAACGAGAAUUACAGAAUCUGGAGGAUUCUAUAUUCUUCUCGGAGGCGCCACGCGAUUGGCUGGACGAGGAAAACAAGCUGCUCGUAGUAAAUCGUUUCGUAACAGGGAAAUGGAAGAAAUCGGAAGACGCUGAGGCGCUUUUAAAGAUGGACGACAUGGACGACGAGGAUCUGUACGGGGACUUCGAGGACUUGGAAACUGGAGAGAAACACGAAGCGAAAGCGCCAAAAGAAUCGACCGUGGAUGAAAUGGAAGAGAAGAAGAAGCUCAUAGAGAAGAAGAAAAAAUUAAAGGAACAAUUCAACAUGGAGUACGACAACAACGAGACCAAGACGUACUACGACGAGCUGAAACAAGAGGUGGAGAGGCAGGCGAAUUUGAACAAAUCAGAGUUCGAUGGCGUGGACGAUGACGUCAGAGUUCAGCUGGAAGGUUAUCGUCCAGGCAUGUACGUACGCGUCGAGAUAGAAGAUGUACCUUGCGAGCUCAUCACUCAUCUAGACCCUACCUAUCCACUCAUUCUCGGAGGACUAUUACACGGCGAGGAGAAUAUCGGUUAUGUUCAUACGCGAAUCAAAAAACAUCGAUGGUACCCCAAGAUCUUGAAGAGCAGAGAUCCGUUGAUACUCAGCAUGGGCUGGAGACGAUUCCAAACGCUCCCGAUAUUCUCCAAACUGGAAGACAAUUUACGGAGCAGGAUGCUGAAGUACACGCCGGAGCACGUUGCUUGCAUGUCCCAUUUCUGGGGGCCAGUCACUCCACAGGGUACCGGUGUCCUGGCUGUUCAGGACGUCGCCACCAGGGCGCCAGGGUUUCGAAUAGCAGCGACAGGUUCCGUCGUCGAGAUGGAGAAGAGCACGGAAAUCGUUAAAAAGCUGAAGCUCACCGGUGUACCCAUGAAGAUAUACAAGAAGACUGCCUUCAUCAAAGACAUGUUCAACACGACGCUCGAGGUAGCGAAAUUCGAGGGCGCCAGGAUAAAGACUGUGUCUGGUAUACGUGGACAAAUAAAGAAAGCAGUCUCGAAGCCGGAAGGGUGUUUCCGUGCUACGUUUGAAGACAAAAUACUUCUGAGCGACAUUGUGUUCUGUCGAACCUGGUACAAAGUCGACGUCACGAAGUUCUACAAUCCCGUAACGUCGCUUCUAUUGCCGCCUGAAGAGAAGAAUCGUUGGCAAGGUAUGAAAACCACCGGCCAACUGAAGAGAGAAAAGAACAUCCAUAUGCCAGCCAAUAUGGAUUCCAUGUACACGGCCAUCGAGAGACAGCCAAAAGCGUUCGGUCGUCUGACCAUUCCUAGGAGCUUGCAGAAAGAGCUUCCGUAUCGAAACAAGCCAAAAUUGAUGCCAAGUAAUCGCAAGCCCAAGUUCAAGGACGGCAGGGUGGCUGUGGUGAGGGAACCAAAGGAGCAGAAAGUAGCUAAGAUCAUGGAAAUGAUCAAAACGAAUUAUACUCACAAGCAACGACUGCUGAAAGCAGCCACUAAGAAACGAAUGGAGGCGUAUCAAGCUCGGAUCAAAGUGGAAGAGACACGGAAGCUGAAGAGGCAAAAGGAACUGAAGAAACACGUGUUCAGGGAACUUAGUAAACUGGAAAAAAAGAAAAACAAACGGUAAUACGGUAAU